This is a messenger RNA of Pan troglodytes (chimpanzee), 8942 nucleotides long. It is a transcript of the gene SYT7, whose product is annotated as synaptotagmin 7. Gene Ontology annotation, molecular function: phosphatidylserine binding; calcium-dependent phospholipid binding; calcium ion binding. The coding region runs from base 3288 to 4727 and encodes 479 amino acids. Gene Ontology annotation, cellular component: axon; plasma membrane; synaptic vesicle. The transcript has 6 exons. The record is from RefSeq and is a predicted model, not a curated record. Lineage: Eukaryota; Metazoa; Chordata; Mammalia; Primates; Hominidae. Gene Ontology annotation, biological process: calcium ion-regulated exocytosis of neurotransmitter; vesicle fusion.
GCCAUGAGCUCAGGCCUGCCCUGCCAGAGUGGACAGCGGGGCCCCUGGCAUGCCCGCUGCUGCCCCCAGAGGUGCCGUCCUCGGCCCCUGGCUCAUUCCAUCCCUUCAUGAGACUCUCCCAUCAUCCUUGCCAUCUGGCACGACGAACUCAGCCAUACAGUGAUGCAUUUCAGCCUCUGGCUGAUGCCCCAUCAGUCCCUUCCUUUGCCAGUGACCAGGUCAUUCCAUUUUCUGCCCCCAGGGCAGCUUCAUUUCAGUCCCCGGGUCAUCCCAUCCUCUUUGAUUGGCCCCCCCCAUCUCAGCCACCAGGUCAUCCCUCCAUGGGCAGCAGGCCUGUGGUUGUUCCAUCUCAUCCUGGGUAUCUGGCCCACUCUCAGCCUGACAAUCACCCAUCAGCUCCCAGGCUUUCCCUCUUACAGCCAGCAGAUGGCUCUAGACCCAGAAGUUGAGCCAUUCCAUUUUUGACCAUCGGGUGACUCCAUUGGCUGUCCCAGUCUUGCUUGAACCAUACAUCAUCUGUUGUGGAAGCCACUCACGAGCAGCCGCAGGCUGCCCCAUCGGUUCAUCCUCAUCUCAGCCAUCCCCGUUGGCUGUCCCAGUCUUGGUCACCGAGCUAUCCCACCACUGGCUGUUGGGACCGUGUAUUCCUGGAGGUUGGGUUGUCAAACCCCAGCUAGCUUCACUUGCCAGAUGUCAUGGGGUGUUCUAGACAUCAGGCAGAAGGAGCCAUCCCCUCUGUAAUAGCUGUCUGAGCUUAUCGAACAGUCAGGCCCACUCUUGGCUGAUGGACGUAGGAUUGGCCCCUGUUUUCCACAGACAGUAUAUCCCCUCUCAUGGGGCAGCUUUAUUCUCAUCUUGGCCUUUGGAAACUUCUGAUUCCCCUCAUCAGAGCCCUUCUAGGCCCUGAGUCCUUUGAGCUGUGACCAGUCUCCCUUGGGGUAUAAAUUCCAUUUUCAGAAGUUGGAACUCCCAGCUAAUGGAGCAGCCUCCCAUUUAACAGGCCAACAGCCCUGCCCCUUCCUAGCUGUUGGGCCAUCCUGUUGCCUCAACUGAGGGCCCUCCUGAUUCUCUUCAGAAGACCUGUGGUUCCUGCCAUUGGGAGCACCGAAGGCCACCGUACCAAGAUCUCUUUUGCUAGUUGGCUUGAGUGCACACACGCCAAUUUCUCCCAACAUCUGGCCCCAGGAGGGUCCCACAGGGAAGCCACACACCCCUUCAGAGAGCCCGGCCCAGUGCCCCACCCUCCCAGCCUGCCCCGGCCAGUCUCCAGGCCGGUUAGGCCUCCAUGCCAUCCACUGGCUCCAGGCCUGGAGGAACCAAUUUUAGUUUCCUGUGACUGAGAGGUUGUAAAUUGGACUAAUUUUGGAUGUGAUAGGAAACCAAAAUGAGGUCACCAAGGAGGGGGAGGAGGCAGCUGCCAAUGUGCCGCCCUCCCUCUGCCUUGACCUGCCCCCAGGGAGCUGUGGGCCUACCUGGCUGGCCAGGCCUGGGCCUGCCCCUGGAGGUAGCCCGGAUUUCAGGCCUGAGUUAGGCAAGGCUGCCACCCCUCCAAGACCCCAGCUAAAGCUACGUUUUGCUUUCUUCUCUUUCUUUCGCUCUCUCUUUACUAUACUCUUUCUCUCCCUCUUUCACUCUCUCUUUUUCUUUCUCUCUCUCAGCCCACAGGGGUAGCCUAACUGUUGUCUUUUGGUUCCCAGGGUAGGCUCAGAGGGUGAGCAAAGCUGAGGUCUGGUUGCGGUGGUGAAGGUGGCUCCCAAGGGCUCUGGGGCCUCCUCCCUUGGGCAGCCCAGGGGAUACUUGGCUGCCCCAUGGCCCUAGACCAGAGGUCAGCAAAGUUACUCAGUAAAAGGCCACUUGGGAAAUAUUUAGGCUUUAUAAGCCAUAUACUCUCUUGCACAAUGACUCAACCCUGCCAUUGUGGAAUGAAAGCAGCCAGAGUCACUAUGUAAACUAAUGCCAAUGGCUUGGUUCCAAUAAAACUUUAUUUACAGAGACAAGCAGCAGGCUAGAUGUGGCCCACAGGCAAUGGCUUCCCAACCCCUCCCCAAGACCACUGGAUUGAGAGGUGGAGGGAAGGGACAGAGGAGGAGAAGAUUGGAACGCCUGAAGUUCCAAGAUGAGAAAUGAUUCACCCAAAGCUGCUCAUUCAGCCCAGUCUCUGGCUCCGCUCUGGUGCCUGGGGGCAGCCUGGCUGUGGCCCUGCCUGUGGGAUAUGGUGAAAUCUCCAGCCAGCGCAUGAAGCAGACAGGUUCUCCAGGGGAGGCCAGGGACUUCUGACUCCAACCACUGGCAUGGGGAGCUUUUACCAAUACAGCAUUUUCAACACAGCCCAACCUCAUUAGAUCCUCAUGGCAAUUCUGUGACAGAGGAAGCUCGGGGAUUAUUUUAUUACUCCCAUUUCAUAGAUGAAGAAACUGAGGCCCAGAGAGGUGGAGUCACUUUUCCAGAGUCCCAUAUUUAGUAAGUGGCGAGGUGGGGUUUGAACCCAGGUCUCUCUGAGGCUAUACUGCAUCUGACCAGCCAUGUCCUAGUUCCUCUCUGUCCUUGCCCCACUUCCCAGUGCAUUUCAGAGAUGCUGAUGGGCCUGUGGGAGAGCAUCCCCUUGCAGAUGCAUCAAAGACAGUCACCCUGUUCUCUGUUAGAACUGCGGUGAAGUGUCGGAUGAGGGGAUACUGGGUUCCACCCUGUCUGCACUCUUUCUUGGUCCAGUCCUCUGACUGGGAGAUAUUUCCAAGGUCCCAGGAGAGGAUGCUGGACCUUGGAAACAAAGAACCCUGAAAAGAGGGCAAAGAUCCACGCCAGAGCCUGAAUUCUAAGGCUGUGCUGGCCACAGGGUGGAGGUCUGCCGCUUCCUUGCCUCUGUGGACAAAGUAUAAGAACUGAUGGCUUCCCCGGCCUCCCCAGGAUUACUAGGCCAGCUCUGCACUGGCCUGGAUUUCUUCCUGUCUCCAAAGGAUGCCAGUACUUAGAACACAGAGGCAGACUUUCCUGGUGUCCCCCAGCGAGAUAGUGGGAGGGGCCACAGCAGCUCCCUCUACCCCUCCCACUCCAACAUGACAGGUAGCCGCAGGGCCCAGGGGACCUGCCUUCACCACGCAGCCUCAGCAGCACUCGCAGCCCACUCAGACCGGCAGGGAGGUCGGCCUAGCCAGGAGGUAUUCUGGCACUAGCUGAGCCAGGGCCAGAAGGUGGGUGGGCAGAGCCGACCUGGGGCCUCAGGGUGGGCGCGAGGGCUUUGCAGCCUCCUGGGCGAGGCAGUGGCGGCGACGGCGGUGGCGACAGCUCCGAUGGAGGCCUGGCGAGGUCCGGCAGCGCGCACCCUGCACUGGGGCCUCCUAGUCCUGGCCCUCGGCUUCUUUCUCUUCCACUGUGAUCCCUUCAUCUGCUUCUCCUUUCUCUCCUCUCCUCCACCUGCCCCAAGUUUCGAGGACUCCACCCUGUCCACGGCCACUACCCUUGAGUCUAUCCCCAGCUCCACGGGAGAGCCGAAAUGCCAGCGACCCCGCACCCUGAUGCGGCAGCAGAGCCUGCAACAGCCGCUGAGCCAGCACCAGCGGGGCCGGCAGCCCAGCCAGCCCACCACCAGCCAGAGCCUGGGCCAGCUGCAGGCCCACAUGGCCUCGGCACCAGGCCCCAACCCCCGGGCCUAUGGCCGGGGCCAGGCUCGGCAGGGCACCUCGGCCGGCUCCAAGUACCGGGCGGCAGGGGGCCGCAGCCGCUCCAACCCAGGCAGCUGGGACCACGUGGUGGGGCAGAUUCGAAACCGAGGCUUGGACAUGAAAUCCUUCCUGUUGCCUGCAGGAGGGAAGGCGGUGAACACAGCCCCCGUGCCAGGCCAGACACCCCACGAUGAGUCCGACCACCGGACCGAGCCACGUUCCUCCGUCUCAGACCUCGUCAACUCCCUCACCAGCGAGAUGCUCAUGCUCUCCCCAGGCUCCGAGGAGGAUGAGGCCCACGAGGGUUGCAGCCGAGAGAACCUGGGCCGGAUCCAGUUCAGUGUCGGCUACAACUUCCAGGAGUCCACGCUCACCGUGAAGAUCAUGAAGGCCCAGGAGCUGCCGGCCAAGGACUUCAGCGGCACCAGCGACCCCUUCGUCAAGAUCUACCUGCUGCCCGACAAGAAGCACAAGCUGGAGACCAAGGUGAAGCGGAAGAACCUGAACCCCCACUGGAACGAGACCUUCCUCUUUGAAGGUUUUCCCUAUGAGAAGGUGGUGCAGAGGAUCCUCUACCUCCAAGUCCUGGACUAUGACCGCUUCAGCCGCAACGACCCCAUCGGGGAGGUGUCCAUCCCCCUUAACAAGGUGGACCUGACCCAGAUGCAGACCUUCUGGAAGGAUCUGAAGCCAUGCAGCGAUGGGAGUGGGAGCCGAGGGGAGCUGCUCUUGUCUCUCUGCUACAACCCCUCUGCCAACUCCAUCAUCGUGAACAUCAUCAAAGCCCGGAACCUCAAAGCCAUGGACAUCGGGGGCACAUCAGACCCCUACGUGAAGGUGUGGCUGAUGUACAAGGACAAGCGGGUGGAGAAGAAGAAGACGGUGACGAUGAAGAGGAACCUGAACCCCAUCUUCAAUGAGUCCUUCGCCUUCGAUAUCCCCACGGAGAAGCUGAGGGAGACGACCAUCAUCAUCACUGUCAUGGACAAGGACAAGCUCAGCCGCAAUGACGUCAUUGGCAAGGUAGGGGCGAGGCAGGUGGUGUGGUGCACCUGCUGGCACCAGUGAGGCUCCGUUCCUUAAAAGAAGCAGCGGGGGUAGUGGACGGGCACAGGCUGGACACCAGGAGAGAUUGGGAUCAGUCUCCUCUCCUCUCAGGCCUCUGUUUCUUCAUCCAAAAAUAAGGGGAUGAGAUGACCCCCUCCCUAGGGUUCCUCUCUGAGUGUCCUCCUAUGGGUAAGUCAGCUCAGGACAGACUGCCAGCUGAGCAGGGAGAAAAGGAGUGCAAGAGAGGAAUGGCCUGGAUCUCAAAAGAAAGGUUUACUGGACAGGAUGAUGACGUUGGAGCAGUAUUGCCCGGGGUCCCAUCUGCACAGGGUGAGCUGCGUGGGGCAGUGUUGGGAGCUGCAGUCAGACUCCAAAGACCUCGUUUCAGUUCCCACUCCAUCUGCCGAUAAACAACCAUAUCACCUUGGGCAAGUGGCUCGGCCUCUCCAAGCUUUAGUGUUCUCAUCUGUAAAAUGGAGCAACUAAUACUGUCCCUGUAGAACUUUACAGGGUGGCGUAAGAAUUGCUUGAGGUAUGUGGAUGUUCUUCUUGUAGAAAGUUGGCCAGGCACAGUGGCUCAUGCCUGUAAUCCCAGCACUUUGGGAGGCCAAGACGGGUGGAUCAUCUGCGGUCAGGAGUUUGAGACCAGUCUGGCCAACAUGGUGAAACCCCGUCUCUACUAAAAAUAGAAAAAUUAGCCGGGCAUGGUGGCGGGUGCCUGUAAUCCCAGCUACUCAGGAGGCUGUGACAGGAGAAUCCCUUGUACCCGGGAGGUAGAGGUUGUAGUGAGCCAAGAUUGCAAGACUGCACUCCAGCCUGUGCAACAGAGAAAACUCUGCCUGAAAAAAAAAAAAAAAAAAAAGGUGAUCUCUUCAUAUCACGUAACCAAAAAAUUCAUACCUGACCUUGAGUUUUCCCAGGAUGGGAUUCUGUGACAUAAACCCUUCCAUGUUUCUACCUUAAAAUGUCUACUCCUGUGUUUAUUUAUGGUUUAGUGUUGAGAGCAUGGGCUCGGGAGUCAGAUUGCCUGGGUCCAAAUCCUAGCGUUACUUUUUAACGCUGUAACCUCUCCGAGCCUCAUUUUCUCCUCUCAAAAUGAGAGUGGGAUGGUCCUACCCUUACAAUGUGCCGAGAGGAUUAAGUAAGAUCACACAGGUGAGCUGUUUAGCAUAGGACUUGGAACAUAUGUUAGCUAGUAUGAUAAUAAAGGGGCAUGUAUAUCCAUUCAGGCAGGACAGUUUGACCAGGAGUAUGUGAGGAACCAGUGCUCAGGGCAGUCAUGGAGGAAGGGGAGAUGCCAGGAGUGAGUGAGGGGCACAUACCUGGGCAUUAUCCUGUGUGGGGGAAAGGGAAAGGGGGACUGGAUACCCACAGGGAAGGGAGCUGAGUUGGAGGCAACCCUCAGACAGAUGGGAAUGGAGAACUCACCUGCUGGGGUGAGGGAAGCAGCCUGGCCUAAAAGAGGAGAGCUUGCCCUGCUUGCCAUCAGGUAUGGCACGGGGAGUAUGACUGGCCAAUCUGUGGUCACAGGUGAGACAACUCCCCAGGACAUUGCCAUUCAUACUCCAGAAAAAGUAUGUGGCCCUCCCUGGCCAGGGCUCGGGUCCUGCCAAGCACCCCCUUUGACCAGCUCAGCCCAAAGGCCAAGUGACCAUAUCUCCUUUGAUGUUCUUUUGAAGCUUCGCCUCUUGGUGUCGGAUGUUCCUUAGAUACCAAUUAGAGCUCCUUCUGAAACAGGCCUACCUUCUGUUGGCUGAACCAAAGCAAAUGUGGAUUUGUUCUCACUUUGGCCUGGUAACUUACGGAGCCCAAGGAUCUCUGAAUCCUUCUGACUCCCGGCUCCUGCUCAGCCCCUGGAAGCCAAGAGUCUGCCCCUUGUCUGCCUGGCAUCAUCCAAGGCUAUCAGUAUCAUGCUGGGCUGAGGUUGCAAUGGGGGCAAUCCCAGAGCAGGGCAGGCCCACAGUGGCCCUAGAGCUCCGUGACCUCCAAAUAGUUAACCAGCUCCAGCAGGAUGGAGCCGCUGGCUGAGAGAACUCACCACACAGAGGCAGGCCACUGUUCCCAGCUGAGCACAUGACAUGCACCAUCCCAGCUAUCUGUGAGGCAGGUACAGUCAUCAGCCCGCUUUACAGAGGAAGGUCUGGGGCUAAAAGAAGUUCCACCAUAUGUUACAGAGCUGGAGCUUGCUCCCCAUCCUUUUCGUUUUGUUUUGUUUUGUUUUGUUUUUUGAGAUAGAGUCUCACUCUGUCACCCGGGCUGGAGUGCAGUGGCACAAUCUUGGCUCACUGCAACCUCUGCCUCCUGGGUUCAAGCGAUUCUCCUGCCUCAGCCUCCCAAGUAGCUGGGAUUACAGGCAUCUGCCACCAUGCUGGGAUAAUUUUUGUAUUUUUAGUAGAGAUGUGGUUUCACCAUGUUGGCCAGGCUGGUUGAACUCCUGACCUCAAGCAAUCCGCCCGCCUUGGCCUCCUAAAAUGCUGGGAUUAUAGGCAUGAGCCCCCGUGCCUGACCUCCCUAUCUUUUUUUUUUUUAGACAGAGUCUCACUGUAGUCCAGGCUGGAGUGCAGUGGCACAAUCAUGGCUGACUGCAGCCUCGACCUCCCCAGGCUCAUGUGAUCCUCCCACCUCAGUCCCCCAAGUAGCUGGGACUCCAGGCACGUACCACCAUGCCCAGCUAAUUUUUUUGUAUUUUUUGUAAAGAUGAGAUUUCACCAUAUUACCCCAUCUGGUCUCAAACUCCUGGGCUCAAGUGAUUCUCCCACUUUGGCCUCCUACAGUGCUGGGAUUAGGGGCGUCAGCCACUGUACUCCUCCACUGAGGCCACAACCAUCCUUUUUUUAAAAAAAAAAAUACACUGUUUAUUGGCUGGGCGUGGUGGCUCACACCUUUAAUCCCAGCACUUUGGGAGGCCAAGACAGGCAGAUCACGAGGUCAGGAGUGUGAGACCAGUUUGCCCAACAUAGUGAAACCCAUCUCUACUAAAAAUACAAAAAUUAGCCGGGCAUGGUGGCGGGCACCUGUAAUCCCAGCUACUCGGGAGGCUGAGGCAGGAAAACCACAUGAACCCAGGAGGUUGCAGUGAGCCGAGAUCGUGCCAUUACACUCUAGCCUGGGCGACAAGAGUGAGACUCGGUCUCAAAAACAAACAAACAAACAAACAAACAAAAACACUAUUUUUGAAUAAUUUUAGAUUUACAGAAAAGUGGCAAAGAUAGUAGAGAGAGUUCCCAUCUACCCUUUACCCAGCCUCCCCAGUUGUUAGCGUCUCACAUUUGAUGGGACAUUCGUCACAGCUUGAGGAACCAACAUGGGCAGUGCGUUGCUGUGAACUAGACUCCGGCCGUUAUUUGUAUUUCACCAGUCUUUCUGUUAAUGUCCUCCUUCUGUCCCAGCAUCCAAUCCAGGACACCACAUUGCAUUUAAUAGGCAUGUCUCCCCUGUCCCCUCUGGCCCAUGACAGUUUCUCAGUCUUUCCCAUUCUCUAUGAUCUUAACGGUCUUAAGGAAUACUGGCCGGGUGUCCUAUAGAAGGCCCCAUGUACCUGUUUUUUCUCCAAUGCUCAUACUCUUAAUCACCCCCAAGUCCCAAAGCUGAGGUCAGCUGGGCCAAUCCUGGGGGUUCCGGAGGGAUUCAUGCAUGCAGCCGCGUGAGGCUGCGAAGCAGGAUUAGGCCAGUAGCAUAGAGCUCCCAAGACCUGGAUUUCAAUCCCUCUGCACCACUUAUAAACCCUGUGACUGUGGGUAAGUCUCUUAACUCUUUGUACCUUAGUUUCCCCAUCUGAAAAAUGGAGAUAAUCAUAUAAUCCUACCUCACAGUUGUAGGAUUUGAUGAUCUAUGUGUAUGAAGUCCCUAGCUCAGUACUCACAUGUAGCAAGUGCCCAGGAGUUGGGAAUGAUUAUAAUUCAGGGGGGCUGGACAUCACCCAACAGAUAGGGCAGGGAAGGCCAUGGAGACAAGCUGCCUCCAACCCCACCUUCCAGACCCCACUGCAAAAUAGGUUGGCAGUCUAAUUCCGAGAGGCCUGGCGUGCCCAGGCUUGGGGGUGUGGGGGUAGACAACCAGGAAAAUAGAUCAGGCUGACUGGGGGAGGGAGGAGGGCGCCUCUGUGGGGUAGGUUGUCACAGCAUGUGGAGGCUGGGGGGCCACAGGCUAGGGUAUCAUGGUGGAGUUGGGGUGUCACCCCUGUGGGGGAAAGGGCCAGUGCCCUGGAGCCUGUGCCGAUGCCAUCGUCUCCCCUUU